Molecule: messenger RNA, 7228 nt
Organism: Durio zibethinus
Lineage: Eukaryota; Viridiplantae; Streptophyta; Magnoliopsida; Malvales; Malvaceae
Product: protein CELLULOSE SYNTHASE INTERACTIVE 1-like
Biological process (GO): regulation of cellulose biosynthetic process; anisotropic cell growth
Cellular component (GO): cellulose synthase complex
Molecular function (GO): microtubule binding
Source: RefSeq, a predicted model, not a curated record
GAGCCUGGAACAGAAGAAGCCGCCAAGCUGAGCCGAGAAAUAGAGCUUUCCAAUUGUCGGUGGUCCUGUGAAUGCGUCGGCUAUGAAAAUGCGUGAACUGAAAAAAACCCACAGCCUUCACUCUUUCUUUUUCUAACCAGAAAGCGAAGAAGGAGAGGAACACGAAAAAUUUUUUUUUUCUCUUUCUUCCUUUCUCUUUAUUAACUUUCUCGUUGUUGUCUUCUCUUCUACGAAAUUGAUAGAUGCACUCAAACAAAGACUAAAUCCAAAACUCUGCUUCUUCAUUUCUCUGUCUCUCUCUUAAAGGAGAUUUUAAUGUUUUGACGACGCGUAGUGGCUGGAUCUGGGGAGGGGCUAAGGUUUUUUUAGAUUCAGCCAAUCUUGCAGUAAAAAGCAAAGCUGGCGGCGACACUGGCUUGGAGGUUCGCUGCCAACAAUGGCAGCGGCCUUUCUGCGAAUGAUAUGGAAAAAAAUGGGGAUGCAAAACUUCAAGAUUCGGAGCCCCCAACUCCACAUUCAGUUAUAAAAAUGGGUUUGAGGGAUCGUACAAGUACCAUGGAGGAUCCAGAUGGGACAUUGGCGAGUGUUGCACAGUGCAUUGAACAGUUGCGGCAGAGUUCCUCAUCUGUACAAGAGAAAGAGCAUUCGUUGAGGCAAUUGCUAGAACUCAUUGACACACAUGAAAAUGCUUUUAGUGCUGUUGGAUCUCACUCUCAGGCAGUUCCAGUUCUUGUGUCUCUUCUCCGAUCAGGAUCACUUGGAGUGAAGAUUCAGGCUGCAACUGUUUUAGGCUCACUUUGCAAGGAGAAUGAACUAAGGGUUAAAGUCUUACUUGGGGGCUGCAUACCACCGUUGCUUGGUCUCCUUAAGUCCAGCUCUGCAGCUGGUCAAAUUGCAGCAGCUAAGACCAUCUAUGCUGUUUCACAAGGUGGUGUCAAGGAUCAUGUUGGAUCAAAGAUUUUUUCAACCGAGGGAGUUGUGCCAGUGCUUUGGAAGCUGCUACAGAAUGGGCUGAAGACAGGAGACUUGGUUGAUAACUUAUUGACUGGAGCAUUAAAAAACCUCUCAAGCAGCACGGAGGGAUUUUGGUCAGCUACAGUACAGGCUAGAGGAGUUGAUAUACUUGUAAAGUUGCUCACGACUGGACAGUCAAGCACUCAAGCUAAUGUAUGCUUUCUUCUUGCAUGUAUGAUGAUAGAGGAUGCAUCUGUUUGUUCAAAGGUAUUGGCUGCUGAAGCGACAAAACAAUUGCUUAAAUUGUUAGGUCCUGGUAAUGAAGCCCCUGUUAGAGCCGAGGCUGCAGGUGCUCUUAAUUCUCUUUCUGCCCAGUGCAAAGAAGCUAGACGGGAAAUAGCUAAUUCCAAUGGUAUUCCUUCUUUAAUAAAUGCUACAAUAGCGCCUUCAAAAGAAUUCAUGCAAGGUGAGUAUGCCCAAGCAUUGCAGGAGAAUGCUAUGUGUGCUUUGGCAAAUAUUUCUGGUGGUUUAUCAUAUGUCAUCUCAAGUCUUGGUCAAAGCCUAGAGUCAUGUUCUUCGCCUGCUCAGACUGCUGACACACUAGGGGCUUUGGCUUCAGCUUUAAUGAUUUAUGACAGCAAAGCAGAAUCAACUAGAGCAUCAGAUCCUCUGGUUAUUGAGCAGACUUUAGUUAAUCAGUUCCAACCUCACUUACCAUUCCUUGUGCAAGAACGUACAAUAGAAGCCCUAGCCAUUUUGUAUGGAAAUACUAUACUCUCAAUCAAACUUACUAAUUAUGAUGCGAAAAGGUUGCUUGUUGGAUUGAUCACCAUGGCAACCAAUGAAGUUCAGGAAGAGCUUAUAAGAGCUCUCCUCACACUUUGCAACAAUGAAAGAAGUCUAUGGCGUGCUCUUCAAGGCCGUGAAGGUGUUCAGCUGUUGAUAUCACUUCUUGGUCUUUCAUCAGAACAACAGCAAGAAUGUGCAGUUGCACUGCUUUGCCUUCUAUCUAAUGAAAAUGAUGAAAGUAAGUGGGCCAUUACUGCUGCUGGUGGCAUUCCUCCACUUGUUCAAAUUCUGGAAACUGGUUCUGUGAAGGCCAAGGAAGAUUCUGCAUUGAUCCUCAAGAAUUUAUGUAAUCACAGUGAAGAUAUACGUGCAUGUGUUGAAAGUGCUGAUGCUGUUCCUGCACUAUUAUGGCUUCUUAAGAAUGGGAGCCCCAAUGGGAAAGAAAUUGCAGCAAAGACUUUGAACCAUUUAAUUCAUAAAUCUGAUACAGCUACUAUCAGCCAGCUCAGUGCAUUAUUAACCAGUGAUCUACCUGAAUCUAAAGUGUAUGUUUUGGAUGCUCUAAGAAGUAUGCUUUCGGUGGUCCCAUUCCAUGAUAUAUUACGUGAAGGUAGUGCUGCAAAUGAUGCUAUUGAGACCAUGAUUAAAAUAUUAAGGUCAACUAAAGAAGAAACUCAGGCAAAGUCAGCAUCGGCUUUAGCUGGGAUUUUUGAAACCAGGAAGGACUUACGUGAAAGUAACAUUGCUGUAGAAACUCUUUGGUCAGUCAUGAAGCUGCUAAAUGUUGAAUCUGAAAACAUUUUAGUAGAGUCCUGUCACUGCCUUGCUGCAAUAUUUCUUUCAAUUAAGGAGAACCGGGAUGUGGCUGCUGUUGCUCGAGAUGCAAUGUCUCCCUUGGUUGCACUUGCCGACUCUUCGGUUCUUGAAGUUAUGGAACAAGCUGUAUGUGCUCUAGCAAAUCUUAUUUUGGAUACUGAGAUAUCAGAAACAGCGAUUGCUGAACAAAUUAUUCUGCCUUCUACAAGGGUUUUACGUGAAGGAACUGUUUCUGGGAAGACUCAUGCAGCAGCAGCAAUAGCACGUCUGCUCCAUUCAAGGCAAGUCGAUUAUGCCAUAACUGAUUGUGUGAACCGUACUGGAACAGUUCUUGCAUUAGUUUCUUUUCUAGAAUCUGCCAAAGGUGGAUCUGUUGCUACAGGAGAGGCACUAGAUGCACUUGCUAUUCUGUCAAGAUCAGAAGCGGUCAAUGGUCAAAUAAAACCUGCAUGGGCAGUUUUAGCUGAAUUUCCAAAAAGCAUAUCUCCAAUAGUUUCAUCUAUUGUGGAUGCAACACCCAUGUUACAGGAUAAAGCUAUUGAGAUAUUGUCACGACUUUGCUGUGAUCAACCUGUUAUUCUGGGAGACACUGUUGCCAGUGCUUCUGAAUGCAUAUUAUCAAUUGCUAGAAGGGUGAUCGGUUCCACAAACUUGAAGGUCAAAAUUGGGGGCACUGCACUUCUGAUAUGUGCAGCAAAAGUUAAUCACCAUAGAGUGGUGGAAGAUCUCAAUCAAUCAAAUUCUUCUGCCUAUCUAAUUCGAUCACUUGUUACAAUACUUGGUUCAGAAGAGACUUCUUUGGCAAAUCCACAAGAUUAUGAUCAGGAUGCCAUUAGCAUAUGUAGGCAUCCUGAAGAAGAAGCCAGGAAUGGGGAAUCCGAUAUUGGCACGGCAGUUAUUUCUGGUGCCAAUUUGGCUAUAUGGCUACUUUCUGUCCUUGCUUGUCAUGAUGAAAAGAGUAAAAUUGCAAUAAUGGAGGCUGGAGCAGUUGAAGUUGUCAUUGAGCGAAUCUCCCAACGAUCUUCCCAAUAUGCUCAGAUUGAUUUUAAGGAAGAUAACAGCAUAUGGAUUUGUGCAUUGUUGCUAGCAAUCUUAUUUCAAGAUAGAGAUAUCAUUCGGGCACAUGCAACAAUGAAAUCUAUACCAGUACUUGCAAAUUUAGUGAAGUCGGAGGUGUCUGCAAACAGAUAUUUUGCUGCACAAGCAAUGGCCAGUUUAGUCUGUAAUGGUAGCAGAGGGACUCUUCUAUCUGUUGCAAAUUCAGGGGCUGCUGGUGGACUUAUCUCGUUGCUUGGCUGUGCUGAUGUUGAUGUACAAGAACUUCUUGAAUUGUCCGAAGAGUUUGCUUUGGUAUGCUACCCAGAUCAAGUUGCUCUUGAGAGGUUAUUUAGAGUUGAAGACAUUAGGGUUGGUGCUACUUCUAGAAAAGCAAUACCUGCCCUUGUUGAGCUACUUAAACCAAUUCCAGACCGUCCUGGUGCACCUUUUCUGGCACUUGGGCUUCUGACUCAGCUUGCAAAAGACUGUCCAUCAAAUAAGAUUGUUAUGGUGGAAUCAGGGGCUUUGGAAGCGCUGACUAAGUAUCUUUCUCUCAGCCCUCAAGAUGCAACUGAGGAAGCUGCUACUGAUCUAUUGGGGAUCCUAUUUAACAGUGUUGAAAUUCGAAGACAUGAGGCUGCAUUUGGUGCUGUUAGCCAACUUGUAGCAGUUUUACGUCUUGGAGGAAGAGCUGCUAGGUAUAGUGCUGCUAAAGCAUUGGAAAGCCUAUUCUCUGCUGACCAUAUCAGAAAUGCAGGGACUGCCCGGCAAGCUGUUCAACCCUUGGUUGAGAUUCUUAAUACUGGAAUGGAGAGAGAACAGCAUGCUGCUAUUGCAGCAUUAGUUAGGUUGUUGAGUGAAAAUCCUUCUAGAGCACUUGCAGUUGCAGAUGUUGAAAUGAAUGCAGUGGAUGUUCUUUGCAGGAUCCUUUCAUCAAAUUGUUCAACGGAACUGAAGGGGGAUGCUGCUGAGUUGUGUUGUGUUCUUUUUGCAAAUACAAGAAUCAGGUCCACUAUGGCUGCAGCUCAUUGUGUUGAGCCUCUAGUGUCUUUGCUUGUAACUGAGUUCAGUCUUGCGCAACAUUCAGUUGUCCGUGCAUUAGAUAAACUUGUGGAUGAUGAGCAACUGGCAGAACUAGUUGUUGCACAUGGUGCUGUAAUACCCCUUGUUGGCCUUCUGUAUGGUAAGAAUUACAUGCUUCAUGAAGCUACCUCAAGAGCUCUUGUGAAGUUAGGGAAAGACAGGCCUGGUUGUAAGAUGGAAAUGGUGAAAGCUGGAGUAAUUGAAAGCAUACUUGAUAUCCUUCAUGAAGUGCCAGAUUUCCUAUGUUCUGCUUUUGCAGAAUUGCUCCGAAUACUGACAAAUAAUGCUACUAUCGCUAAAGGACCAUCUGCUGCAAAAGUGGUUGAGCCCCUUUUUCAGUUGCUGUCAAGACCAGAAUUUGGGCCUGAUGGACAGCAUAGUGCAUUACAGGUCCUUGUAAAUAUUCUGGAGCAUCCACAGUGUCGUGCUGAUUAUACACUGACCUCUCACCAAGCUAUAGAACCACUUAUCCCACUUCUUGAUUCUCCAGCUCCAGCUGUUCAGCAGUUGGCAGCAGAGCUUCUAUCACAUCUGCUCUUAGAAGAACAUCUUCAGAAGGAUGCAGUGACAAAGCAAGUAAUCGGUCCCCUUAUAAGAAUUCUUGGUUCUGCCAUGCAUAUCUUGCAACAGAGAGCUGUAAAGGCACUUGUUAGCAUUGCCCUAAUAUGGCCAAAUGAAAUUGCAAAAGAGGGUGGUGUCAGUGAGCUGUCGAAAGUGAUAUUGCAAGCAGAUCCUACGCUCCCACAUGCUUUAUGGGAAUCAGCUGCUUCAGUUUUAGCUAGCAUUCUGCAAUUCAGUUCUGAAUUUUAUUUAGAAGUACCUGUUGCUGUUUUGGUAAGGUUGCUCCAUUCUGGCACAGAGGGCACCGUGAUUGGUGCAUUGAAUGCUCUUCUGGUUUUAGAAAGUGAUGAUGGAACCAGUGCUGAAGCGAUGGCUGAAAGUGGUGCCGUAGAGGCUCUCCUAGAACUUCUCAGAUCUCAUCAGUGUGAGGAAACAGCUGCAAGGCUGCUGGAAGUAUUACUCAAUAAUGUGAAGAUAAGAGAAACGAAAGCUACGAAAACUGCUAUCGUACCACUAUCCCAGUAUCUCUUGGAUCCACAAACCCAAGCUCAGCAGGCAAGGCUACUGGCAACAUUGGCUCUUGGUGACCUUUUUCAGAAUGAGGCACUUGCUCGAAGUGCUGAUGCUGUUUCAGCUUGUCAGGCUCUUGUUAAUGUGCUUGAAGACCAACCAACAGAAGAAAUGAAAGUGGUUGCCAUAUGUGCUUUGCAAAAUCUUGUGAUGUAUAGCCGAUCAAAUAAGAGAGCAGUUGCUGAGGCUGGUGGUGUUCAGGUUGUAUUGGAUCUAAUAGGUUCAAGUGAUCCAGAGACAUCCAUUCAGGCUGCAAUGUUUGUUAAACUUCUUUUUUCUAACCAUACCAUUCAAGAGUAUGCUUCUAGUGAAACAGUCAGAGCCAUAACUGCUGCUAUUGAAAAGGAUUUAUGGGCCACUGGAACUGUGAACGAGGAGUAUCUAAAAUCUCUAAAUUCUUUAUUUAGCAACUUCCCACGUUUGAGAGCAACUGAGCCUGCAACACUUAGCAUUCCCCAUUUGGUUACAUCUCUCAAAACAGGUUCUGAGGCAACUCAAGAAGCUGCUUUGGAUGCGCUUUUCCUACUCAGGCAGGCUUGGUCAGCGUGCCCAGCUGAAGUUUCAAGAGCUCAAUCAGUUGCUGCUGCAGAUUCAAUCCCCUUGCUGCAAUACUUAAUCCAGUCUGGCCCACCUAGAUUUCAGGAGAAGGCAGAAUUUCUGUUGCAGUGUUUGCCUGGGACAUUGGUGGUGAUAAUCAAGCGUGGCAACAAUAUGAAGCAAUCAGUAGGAAACCCAAGUGUUUAUUGCAAACUUACGCUUGGCAACACUCCACCUCGGCAGACCAAGGUUGUGUCAACUGGUCCUAAUCCAGAGUGGGACGAAAGUUUUGCAUGGACUUUUGAGAGUCCUCCAAAAGGGCAGAAGCUGCACAUAUCUUGCAAGAAUAAGAGCAAAAUGGGCAAGAGUUCCUUUGGAAAAGUUACAAUCCAAAUUGAUCGGGUUGUAAUGCUUGGAACAGUUGCUGGUGAGUAUACUUUAUUGCCGGAAAGUAAAAGCGGGCCAUCCCGGAAUUUGGAAAUAGAAUUCCAGUGGUCUAACAAGUAAAGUAAAUAUUUUUUUCACAUUGAAAUUUUGGGGAGGAGAAAAUCACAUGAUCAAGUAGGGAACACUUUUUCCUUUUUCCCAUUUUGGGGUAUUUAUCAUUGCAGUGUACAUAGUCUACCAGAGAUUUUGACUUCUCUAGUGUUUUGCCUACAGUCAAUGUAUUCUUUUGUAAUCUGAUUUUCCUUACAUUUCCCUGGAUGAACACAACAAGCUUUUUUUGCUUUCUAAUUCUUUGUAUUCAAUUUGGUGUGCUUGUCAAAUUUGAGAGGAAAAUAAAGUUGUUUCUCGCUUUGGAAUUGAACAUGUUUUCAAGUAAUAAUUCUGUCUUCUUCCAUUAUUCCAGUUUGAAAUUAACAGAAUGUUGCAUCUAUGU